This is a messenger RNA of Penicillium angulare, 7413 nucleotides long. Its product is annotated as Fum1p. Bases 1 to 7413 code for a protein of 2470 amino acids. NCBI's taxonomy places the organism in Eukaryota, Fungi, Ascomycota, Eurotiomycetes, Eurotiales, Aspergillaceae. Gene Ontology annotation, molecular function: 3-oxoacyl-[acyl-carrier-protein] synthase activity; oxidoreductase activity; fatty acid synthase activity. The record is from RefSeq and is a predicted model, not a curated record. The transcript is spliced from 13 exons. Gene Ontology annotation, biological process: fatty acid biosynthetic process; secondary metabolite biosynthetic process.
AUGUCUUCUCAAGUACGACUGCCUAACAGAGGUGAUGCUCUACACCAAAUUGUGGAAGAGGCUAGAGGAAAGGAGCCAUUCAAGCACAAUAAACUUUGCAAAGACCAUGUGUCGACUGAAGCAGCAGAUGCCACGCCCGAACAGAGCCACUGCUCGCCAAUAGCUAUUGUGGGUAUGGCUUUGAGACUUCCCGGAGGAGUAACCUCACCCGAUGAAUUCUGGGAUUUCUUGAUUGAGAAAAAAGAUGGAUUGUGCGAAGUUCCUGGGAAUCGGUACAAUGUCGAUUCAUUUUAUAGUGACUCGAGGCCUCAUUCGGUGAAAACCAAAAAAGGAUAUUUUCUUCAACAUGAUCCUGCCAAUUUCGAUGCGGAGUUCUUCUCGAUCAAGCCCUACGAGGCCGCACGCAUGGAUCCACAGCAGCGGCAACUAUUGGAAGUUGUCUGGGAGUGCCUUGAGAGCGCCGGAGAGACCAAUUGGCGAGGCAAGGAUAUUGGGUGCUUUGUUGGUGUAUAUGGGGAGGAUUGGCUGGAAUUGGCCAGCAAAGACUUUGAAAACACGGAUAGGUACCACGUUUUGGGAACUGGCCAGUUCGCACUGUCUAACCGAGUGUCUUACGAAUAUGAUUUCCAAGGGCCUAGCAUGACAUUACAGACUGGUUGCUCGUCUUCUCUAGUUGGCCUUCAUGAGGCUUGUCAGGCGCUUUAUUCAAGAGAGUGCUCUUCAGCCAUUGUAGCGGGCACCAAUUUGAUAUUUGCUCCGACAAUGACGACAACAAUGUCUGAUAAUAUGGUUCUUUCGCCAAGUGGGGUUUGUAGGACUUUUGAUGAGAAAGCCGAUGGAUAUGGCAGGGGUGAAGCUAUCAACGCAGUUUACAUCAAGCGUCUUAGUGAUGCUGUGCGUGAUGGGGACCAUGUUAGGGCAAUUAUCCGAGCCACAUCAACCAAUUGCGAUGGUAGGACGCCUAGUAUCACUACCCCGGGAUCUCUCACACAGGAGCGUCUUAUCAAAAAGACGUACGCGAAGGCAGGGAUUGAAAAUAUUACCGAGACAGGCUUUUUCGAAUGCCAUGGAACGGGAACUACAAUUGGUGAUACGGCAGAAGUAUCCGUUGUCGCUAAGCUAUUUCAAAAUAAUGGAACAGUGAUCGGCUCUGUGAAACCAAACGUCGGCCAUUCUGAGGGAGCAUCUGGCAUAACUAGCUUAAUAAAAGCAGUUAUCUCCCUGGAGCAUUCUUUGAUCCCUCCAAAUAUCUACUUCGAUACUCCUAGCCCUUCCAUUCCGUUCAAAGAAGCCAAUCUUCAGGUGCCUACAUCCGUGAUGCAUUGGCCAACAAACCGCAAGGAGCGUAUGAGCGUUAAUUGCUUCGGCAUUGGCGGUUCCAAUGCUCAUGCGGUUCUAGAAUCCACGACUGAAUAUUUUGGGAAGACACUGCGAGAAAAGAAUAACUUGCCUUGUGAUAGCUCGCGGCUUCUGGUCGUAUCCGCUAAAGAUUCCGAAUCGCUACAGCAGCGUAUUCUGGGGGUCAGUCGCUAUGCCAAUGAAAAUUCAAAUUUGCUUCAAGACCUGGCAUACACAUUAGGAGUACGGCGUGAUCACAUGAAAUCACGGGCAUUCGGUGUGGCACAUGCCAAUAAGCCGAUAGAUGCAGCUAGUUUCCAAACUGGAAAAGCCACACCCAUGGCUUUAACUUUUGUCUUCACUGGCCAAGGAGCCCAGUGGCCUGGUAUGGGAAAGGAUCUUAUGGAAAAUUUCGAAAGCUUCCAAGGAGACAUUCAAAGACUAGAUGGGGUGAUGCAAGAACUUGAAGAUCCUCCUGGGUGGUCAUUAAAAGAUGAGCUGGUCAGAGAGGGGAGCGAGAGCUGUGUCAACAAUUCCGAAUAUUCUCAACCGCUGUGUACUGCCCUACAGAUUGGACUUGUGAACUUGCUACGCCGAAUGGGGCUUGAGCCAUCAUCCGUUGUCGGUCAUUCAAGUGGCGAGAUCGCGGCGGCGUAUGCAGCGGGGGCGAUUACUGCAAAAUCAGCCAUUGCUAUCGCAUACUAUCGAGGCAAAAUAGCCAAAACUCAGGAGGGUAGAGGUGCAAUGGUUGCGAUCGGAAUGGGUCGUGCUGAUAUCUCACCAUAUUUGCAGGCUGGUAUCGUUUUAGCCUGUGAGAAUAGUCCUGACAGCGUCACACUGUCAGGAGAUGCUGAAGCAAUCCGCAUGAUCACGAAAAAGAUAAAAAGCGAUUUCCCAGACGUUGCAUGUAGAAUGCUCAAGGUGAAAAUUGCCUACCACUCACAUCAUAUGCUUGACGCAGGCCUUGAAUAUGAGCCCAAAAUUUCGGCCUACGUGAAAUCUUCGGAAAGCAUGCUACCAUUGUUCUCUACUGUGACCUCUCGCAUUAUCACAAAUCCUCAAGAUCUGGACGCAGCAUACUGGCGGCGUAAUUUAGAGUCACCCGUUCUGUUUGCUGACGCUGUCCGGGGAAUUCUUGAUAUUUCGGAGAUUGCAAACCAGUUCCUAGAGAUUGGACCACACUCUACUCUUGCAGGACCCCUCAGGCAGAUAUUCAAGUCUGUCCGUCCUAAGAUAGAUCCGGCUUACAUUCCGACAUUGACACGGUAUGCCGAUGACUCUCGAUCUCAGCUACUUCACACCCUAGGUUGCGUGUUUGCAAAUGGUGGUAACAUCAAUUUUCCUGAGGCAAAUGGCAAUGGAAUACUACUUACAGAUUUGCCUUCUUACCCCUGGCAGCAUAAAGUUCGGCAUUGGCACGAAAGUCGGCUAGCAACCCAAUGGAGGUAUCAAAACUCGCCUCAUCACGAGAUUCUUGGAGUCCGAGUGGCCGAGUCGUCUGAUCUAGAGCCAGCCUGGAGAAAUCUUCUUCGAUUAGAAGAUGUUCCAUGGAUAUGGGAUCAUGUCCUACAAAGCAAUAUCGUCUUCCCUGCUGCCGGGUAUGUUGCCAUGGCAGGUGAAGCUAUUCGACAGCUGAAUCCCGAGGUGGAGGAUUAUUCCGUAAAGAACCUGGCAUUGAAAUCACCUCUUCUGCUAAAAGACGAGGUGGUGUCCGAGAUAAUAACUCAACUCAGGCCAAUUAGCUAUAAUGAUUCGGUCGACUCUGAAUGGUAUGCUUUCAGUAUCAUUGCCUACGAUGGCACGGGUUGGACAAAACACUGUCAAGGGCAAGUACGGUCUCGUUAUGAUCACGCGCCGUCUGUAAAAGAAAUCAAGCGCAAUAUCCGCCCAGUUGACUCAAAUCAAUGGUAUCGAGCUCUAGACAAACAAGGUCUCAGUUACGGGGCGAGGUUUCGAGGCCUAAAGGAUAUCUUCGUCGAUCCAGUUAAGCCUCGAGCCGAUGCUACGACAACGAGUAAUUCAGAUCUCUGCUCAAGUCGGUACACGCUUCAUCCUACCGUUAUCGAUCAAUGUCUGCAACUUCUGAGUGUUGCAUUGACAAACGGAAUUGCACGUCGCAUUGAUAGUCUCGCUAUUCCAGCUGCCAUCGGCCAUCUUUAUGUCCGAGGUCAAGCUUCGGAAAUGAAGCUAGAUGCCAGCCUUGCGAAAAACAACAUCGGCAAUUUGCUUGGUAACGCUAAUUUGAUCUCUGAUGGUCUCCAACUUUUAUCGCUUCGCAAUGCUGCCUUUUUCAGCGUACAAGACCACUCAUUGAAUCAGUCGCGUAUCCCACUCACUGCCGAGAUCAGAUGGUCACCGGCCAUUGACCUAAUGCCACCCAAUUCAUGGCUUUCUCCACCCAAACCACCAGGGAGAGAAUAUGAAGCAUGGAAAGACUUCGGGAGAUUGGGAUACUUGUAUUUGCUUGAGACCGCUGACAAGCUUGCUGACAUCACUCCUACUGAAACUCAUAUGACCCGAUACAAAGCCUGGAUCAAUGCAGAGGCCUCCAAACUGCGGUCAGGACAUGAACUGCUAUAUCCAGAAAUCAAAGACUGGGUCAAAAUGAGUUCAGGAGAUAGACAGUGCAUUAUAAAGGAUCUUGUGUCACGAUACAAAGACAAUGAAGUUUACUGGAGUGUGGCAGAAUGUACGGGAGAAGUCUACAAGAGCUGUGUUGAUUUUGCAACAGGCACGCGGGUGCCUCUGGAUGCUCUCAUGGAAGAAGACAAGCUGGCAAAGUAUUAUGAGGUACCUGCUCACGUUGAUUCCUGGCACCAUACUUUUCAACUCCUUGGUCACGCCAAUCCCGGAAUGCGGGUCUUGGAAAUCGGCGCCGGGACAGGAAGUGGGACAAUGAAAGCUCUCAAGGGCCUUAAAAGCUCACAGGGUGACUGUCUCUACGCCAAAUAUGUCUUUACCGACUUGUCCCCUGGGUUCACGAUGGCGGCUCAGGAUAAGUUUGUUGGUCAUCAAAGUCUUGAAUUUAAGGUACUCGACAUCUCACGAGAUCCUGAAGAGCAGGGAUUUGAGCCCCACUCAUUUGAUCUAGUUUUCGCUUCAAAUGUUUUGCAUGCUACGCCACACCUGGAAACCACGUUGCGACAUGUUCACAAGCUCAUGUCUCCCAAUGGCAAAUUGAUGCUACAUGAACUCCAUCCAUAUACUCGGACAACAGAUUUCAUCAUGAUAAAGGGUGUUCUUCCUGGAUGGUGGAUAGGUGAGAACGAUGAUAGAGCAGACAGACCGUACGUUUCACCGGAAAGAUGGGACUAUGAGCUACGUGCGACUGGAUUUACAGGAAGUGAAUCAUAUGCUUAUGACCAUGAACCCCCUUUUCAACAUACUUUCACCAUGAUAUCUAGAAUACUCCCUCAGGAUCCUUGGGCCUGUCAAGUUGCUUCUAGCUUCCGUGAACGAAGCUAUUCCGUGGAAUGGGGCACUCUAGAAGGCAAGCCACCAGCUGAUCAAGAUAUUAUCUUCCUUAUGGACAUUCAAGAACCCUUCAUGUAUGAGAUGCACCAAGAGAAAUUUCUGCGUCUCCAAGCCUACAUGUCAGAAGUGAAACAACGAAUCAUUUGGGUGACUAAAUCCUGUCAGCUAAGCUGUGAAGAUCCACGAUAUGGGCUCGUUUUUGGCUUUGCUCGAACGCUUAGACAUGAGAUGGGCUUAGACAUUUCAAUAUUCGAGUCUGACAUAUUCGACACCACUGCAGCACGCUCGUUGUGCCAGGUUCACGACAUUAUAGAAGUGUCUCGAGAGAUAGGGAACCCGAAUCUCGAGUAUGAGUUCUCAUGUCAACGAGGAUCUGUUCAUAUUGGGCGCUGUUAUUGGGAUUCUUUGGCCGACAAUGAAGCUCCAUCCGUUGAGGUGACCGAAAAGAGCUUGGCAAGGCUAAGUCUCGAAACAUAUGCUCUUCUUGAUACUCUCCACUGGGUUGAGACUGCAGAAAAAGAGUUAAGAGAUGACCAAGUUGAGGUCGAAAUUAAAUAUAUAGGGCUCAAUUUUCGGGAUAUCAUGAUUUCCAUGGGACUUGUGGGGGAUAAAGACGAGCUUGGUUUUGAAGGCAGCGGUGUGGUCCGUCGAAUAGGAGCUGACGUUUUGGAUGGCCUUUCCAUUGGAGAUCAUGUAGCUUUGAUCAGCCCCGGGCUAUUCCAAUCAAGGGUUAUCGUAUCCCCACAGCAAUGCUUCAAAGCUCCCACUGGUAUUUCUCUCGAUGAGGUAGCAACCAUGCCGACAGUAUACGCAACUGCCAUGUACUCCUUGAUUGAACUAGGGUCAAUUAAAAAGGGACAGACUGUGUUAAUACACUCGGCCUGUGGUGGCGUGGGGCUGGCAUCCAUUCAGAUCUGUCAACAUAUUGGCGCAGAGAUUUUUGCCACGGUAGGCAACGAAGACAAAGUUCAAUAUCUGAUGGACCAGUUUGGCAUACGUCGGAAUCGCAUCUUUAAUUCUCGCAGUAGCGCAUUUUUGCCAGACAUUAUGCGUGAGACUAAAGGACGGGGGGUUGAUCUCGUUCUAAAUUCAUUGGCUGGAGAACUCUUACAUGCUUCAUGGGAAUGUGUUGCGGCUAGAGGGAAGAUGAUUGAAUUGGGAAAGCGGGAUUUCCUUACAAAUGGUACACUCAGUAUGGUUCCUUUUGCCGGUAAUCGAUCAUUUCAUGGGGUGGAUCUUUUAAAGUUGGGUGAGGAAUGCCCUCAGUUUGUCAUGGAUCUUGUUGCAAAGUCUGGAAGCUGGUAUGAGCAAGGACACGUUAAGCCCAUCCAACCGGUAAAGAAAUUCCAAGCCAAAGAGGUCCUCGAUGCUUUCAGAUAUAUGCAACAAGGCGUUCACAUGGGGAAGAUCUUGAUUGAGAUGCCACAAACCUUCGCGGACGUUUUGGUCUCUCGCUCUGAACUUGAUCUCUCCUUUUCAUCUCAAGCCUCUUACUUACUGGUCGGGGGCCUCGGAGGUUUAGGACGGGCAAUAUCUACCUGGAUGGUAGAGAAUGGUGCUCGUUAUCUGAUCUACCUAUCUCGUUCUGCUGGUCAUUCAAAGCAAGAUCGUGAUUUCAUGCAAGAGUUGGAAAUUCAAGGAUGUCACGUCACAUGUGUGAGAGGAGAUGUCACAAAGUUGCCGGACGUUAAGAGCGCCGUCGCGAAGUGUAUCAAGCCGCUGGCGGGUGUUCUCCAAAUGUCCAUGGCACUUAAUGAUCGCACUUUUGCCAAUAUGACCUACGAUGAAUGGACAUCCUCCCUUAGUUCUAAGGUCACUGGGACCUGGAACCUCCACCACGCCGUUGAGGGACAGAACCUUGAUUUCUUCGUUCUAUUCAGCUCGCUUUGUGGAAUAUUUGGAAACACCGGACAGGCCAACUAUUCUUCUGCAAACACAUUUCUUGAUAGUUUUGCCAAUUAUCGCCGACAACUGGGUCUCCCGUGUUCAGCUGUUGCACUAGGCCCAGUAGAAGAUAUUGGUCUUGUCAGUCGGGAUCCGAAAGUCUUGCAAACAAUCAGAGCAGGAUCAGCAUAUAUUAUGAGUGAGGGUGAAGUGAUGAAGGGGUUACAGGUUGCGAUCGCUCAGUGCAAGUCGAAGGAUCUCGUUUCGAGUCCGGUCCUCGUUGGAACGGGAAUUACAAAACAUUCAUCAGACGCGACCGUUCGCAUCCCAUGGGCAAGGGACAUCCGAUAUGCUCUUUAUUGCAACAUUGAGUCCAUCGGAGACACGCAUGCUCAAGUGACAAAUGACCAUCUUAAGGCUCUUCUUGCCAAGGUGGAACAAAACCCUGCUAUCUUGGAUGAGCCAGAAACAGAGAUAACUAUCCAGCGGGAGCUCGGGAGGCUAAUCACCCAACAUAUGAAUAAUAUGGAAGAUAUGGACGAUGUGAAAACUGCGCAAAUUGCCAUCGAUUCAUUGAUGUCCAUUGAAAUCCGAGGGUGGGCACGUCGCAACCUAGGAUUGGAGAUUAGUCUGGCCGAAAUAUCCAAGGCAGGUACUGUUGGAGCACUUGCUACAGUCACAAUAAAUCAUCUGCGUGCUAAGUAUGGUGAGAAUUGA